This is a messenger RNA of Dentiscutata erythropus, 255 nucleotides long. The record is from the annotation of a GenBank genome assembly. Lineage: Eukaryota; Fungi; Glomeromycota; Glomeromycetes; Diversisporales; Gigasporaceae.
AUAAUUUCUCAAAGAACUAUUAGUCGUACUCUUCACAAAGCUAACCUGGUCUCACAUGUUGCCCACGUAAAGCCUUUUAUUAGUGAUAAGACUAAAAAAGAGCAUAAAGAUUGGGCAGAAAAGUAUCUUAAUUGGACAACUACCGACUGGAAGAAUGUUCUCUGGUCAGAUAAAAAGUAUUUUACUUUAGUCCAUUCUAAUCCAUAUCAGCAUGUAUGGAGGAGGCCAGGUGAAGAAUUUAAUGAUGAUUGUCUU